Messenger RNA from Mytilus californianus (California mussel), 1501 nucleotides. Its product is annotated as cell division cycle-associated protein 7-like. NCBI's taxonomy places the organism in Eukaryota, Metazoa, Mollusca, Bivalvia, Mytilida, Mytilidae. The record is from RefSeq and is a predicted model, not a curated record. The coding region runs from base 98 to 1501 and encodes 467 amino acids. Gene Ontology annotation, biological process: regulation of DNA-templated transcription. The transcript is spliced from 10 exons. Gene Ontology annotation, cellular component: nucleus.
CGGGAAAAUCGACACACGUGUGCAACUUCAACUUGUACUGUGUGUUGUGUUAAGUCUUAAAACCUGAAGACAAGUAUAGUUGGUAAAUUGGACCACUAUGGCUACAAGUGAAUAUGAAGAAUUACGACAUCGUAACUUGGAAGACAACAGAGUUAUGUUGGAAAAGUUGAUGGCUGACUUAAAAAAUCAGAUGCAAGUACCAGGAAGGAUCAAGCCAGUUAAGAAACCCAGAGACAUAAAAUCAAGGUCAAUAGAUAGCACUGACUAUGAACCACGUAGAAAUCCUUCACGAAAUGGAAGAUACAGCCAAAUUACGUACAGUCCACCAAGGACUAGAGGAAGACGUGGUUCUCUGUCGUCCACUGCUUCAUCGUUUUCUUCAGACUCUUCAUCAGAAUCAGCCAGUUCACUGCAAGUUAGGUUUGGUUUUUUCAACAAAGGAAGAAAUCAAGAGACCGGAGGAAACGAUGAAAACAGCGAUGAGGAAAAUGAUUUGCCAAAGAGACAACAUCGUGUUUAUCGUGACAAUCGGUCAGCUGAUGAAAUCACUGAUGAGGAUUUAUCUAGAGUAGCAUUGUUUGUCAGUGAUAAAAGAUAUGAUAGUUUUUAUGGUACAACCUGCCAUCAAUGUAGACAGAAAACUGAUGAUAUGAAAACAAUUUGUAGGAAAGGUCAUUGCUAUGGAGUUAGAGGUCAGUUUUGUGGACCGUGCCUAAGAAACAGAUAUGGAGAAGAUGCACAGGGAGCUCUCAAAGAUCCUGACUGGAUAUGUCCACCUUGUAGAGGUAUCUGUAAUUGUAGUUUCUGUAGGAAGAGAGCUGGUAAAGCAUGUACUGGAAUCCUUGUACAUUUAGCCAGAGAGAAUGGUUUUAGCGAUGUCAAUGCUUACUUACAGAAUAGAAAGUCUAAUGCUGUGCAGUAUGAUAGAGUAAAAAGAAGAAAGUCAGAAACUGUCAGUGAAGAGGAGGGCUCUGAUGAUUUGAUAACACAGGCUCAAGACUCUGCUUCUGAACAUGAAGAAACUGAGGAGAAAGAAGAAGAUACAGAGGAACAAACAAUAGAACCACCCAAACUAGCUGUCAAAAUGUUUAAAUCAGUAGCCAAAUCAGGGUCAACUGAGGUCAUGGCACCAGAAAAAUCAGAGCUGAAGACCUUGAAAUCACCAGAAAGGAAAACCUUUAAAAAUAUAUUUCAAGAGAAACUAGUUGCAGAAAAGAGACAACAUAAACCAAAGGUUUUCCUGGAUGAUAUCAAGACAUCUCCAGUAACUAAGAACAAAGAGGAUAAAGCUUCAUCAAUAGUCCACUCUCCUCCUCAGAUUACCAAGCCAAUAGAAUGGUCAAUAGGGGAUUGUCUGUGGUCAAAAGUAUCUGGACAUCCAUGGUGGCCAUGUAUGGUAGCAUUGGAGAAACAGGGUGGUGAUUACACCAAAAUGCAAGGCAAGUUUAAUACGAAUUUACUCAUUUCCAUAGUAACAGUUAAUAAGAUCAGCUUCAACUGA